AUGGCGGUGGCUUUUGGACUCUUCUGAAAUCGCAUUUGGAUUCACGUUCACUCCCCCUUGCAUACCUUUUCACACCGCAUCUUCGCCCAUACCUGAAAAAAUCCGAUUACCAUUUUUUCAACCCGUUUGACCGACUAAGAUCGGUGGAAAAUCGGCUGAUUGUCAACUGUUUGAUUGGAUAAGGUCAAUAUAAUGAGCGGCGAUAGACGGAACAGUGUAGAAGAGGAGUUCAUCAGAAGACAUCACAAGCAUGAGGUUGGAGAAAAUCAAUGUAGUUCGUCAUUGGUUAAGCACAUCAAAGCCCCUCUUCCUCUUGUGUGGUCCUUGGUGAGGAGAUUUGAUCAGCCACAAAGGUACAAGCCCUUUGUGAGUACUUGCAUGGUGCAGGGUGAUUUGCAGAUAGGAACCGUUAGAGAAGUAAAUGUGAAGUCAGGACUUCCAGCUACCACUAGCAAAGAGAGAUUGGAGCUACUAGACGACGAGGAACACAUCUUUAGCAUGAGGAUUGUGGGUGGGGAUCACAGGCUAAAGAACUACUCUUCCAUUGUCACCGUUCAUCCAGAGAUCAUUGAUGGGAGGCCCGGGACUAUGGUGAUUGAGUCAUUUGUGGUGGAUGUGCCUGAUGGAAACACGAAAGAUGAAACAUGUUACUUUGUUGAGGCCUUGAUCAAGUGCAACCUGAAGUCACUAGCCGAUGUCUCUGAGCGUUUAGCCGUACAGGACCGAACAGAGCCAAUUGGUAGAGUCUGAGCACAUUAAGAUUUGACUGUAAUCAUCUUGGCAGAAGAACACCGGACUUUUAAGUAGAAGCGAGUUGAGAGACUGGUACUUGGCCAGUCCUUCUCGGUCUUUAAAGUAUACUUAUAUGCUUCGUUUUCGUCAGUCAUAAGUUGGUGUUUGCUUGUUGCUGUAGUUGCUUGGGAUCUGUCUUGUUAUUCAACACGUGGUUUCUUGAAUGAAUACCAUCCAUUUCAUUUCUUACAUGGACCUUGUUUUGAGACUGGAUUGUAAAAAUUGAAGGCUCGGAGAUAACAGCUUUAUUUGGGAGGUUUUAAUAACUAUGUCUUUAUUUAAGUCAUGUAAUCAUUAUA
Molecule: messenger RNA, 1091 nt
Organism: Olea europaea var. sylvestris
Lineage: Eukaryota; Viridiplantae; Streptophyta; Magnoliopsida; Lamiales; Oleaceae
Product: abscisic acid receptor PYL8-like
Exons: 3
Coding region: 193-750 (185 amino acids)
Biological process (GO): abscisic acid-activated signaling pathway
Cellular component (GO): nucleus; cytoplasm
Molecular function (GO): abscisic acid binding; signaling receptor activity; protein phosphatase inhibitor activity
Source: RefSeq, a predicted model, not a curated record